This is a messenger RNA of Lates calcarifer (barramundi perch), 2139 nucleotides long. RefSeq names its product zinc-binding protein A33-like. Gene Ontology annotation, biological process: protein ubiquitination. The coding region runs from base 203 to 1603 and encodes 466 amino acids. NCBI's taxonomy places the organism in Eukaryota, Metazoa, Chordata, Actinopteri, Centropomidae. The transcript has 2 exons. The record is from RefSeq and is a predicted model, not a curated record. Gene Ontology annotation, molecular function: ubiquitin-protein transferase activity; zinc ion binding; protein binding.
CCUGAGACAAACCAGGAAACAGUUUGUUCCUCGUCACUAAAGAGAGACACACAGAGUGAAAAACAUUUGAUCAGAUUCACCUUCAGACCAAACUAACAGCUUCCUCUGAGUGAGUCCAGCUACAGGAGAGAAAAGAGGAAAACUACAACACUGCUGCUUCAACCUGCUGACUCUCCACACACUGAAGCUUCACUCAGACUAAAUGGCUUCCAGAUCAGAGGAGGAUCUCUGCUGUCCGGUCUGUCAGGAGGUCUUUAGAGAUCCUGUUGUUCUGUCAUGUAGCCACAGCUUCUGUAAAGACUGUCUGAAGAGAUGGUGGAGAGAGAAACAAACACAAGAGUGUCCAGUUUGUAAGAGAAGAUCUUCAAGAGAAGAUCCACCCUGUAACCUGGUGUUAAAGAACCUGUGUGAGUCCUUCUUACAGGAGAGAGAUCAGAGAUCUUCAGAGGAUCUCUGCAGUCUGCACUCUGAGAAACUCAAACUCUUCUGUCUGGACCAUCAGCAGCCAGUGUGUGUCGUCUGUCUACAUUCAGUAACACACAAAAACCACAGCUUCAGUCCCAUCGAUGAAGCUGCACAACAACACAAGAAGGAACUUCAGGAAACUCUGGAGCCCUUAAAGGAGAAGUUAAAGAGUUUAGAAGAAGUUAAAGUGAAGUUUGAUCAAACAGCAGAACACAUUAAGGUCCAGGCCCGACACACAGAGAGGCAGAUUAAGGAGCAGUUUAAGAAGCUUCACCAGUUUCUAGAAGAGGAAGAGGAGGCCAGGAUGGCUGCACUGAGGGAGGAAGAGGAGCAGAAGAGUCAGAUGAUGAAGGAGAAGAUGGAGGCUCUGAGCAGAGAGAUAGCAGCUCUUUCACACACAGUCAGAGCCACAGAGGACGAGCUGAGAGCUGAAGACGUCUCAUUCCUCAACAACUACAAGGCUGCAGUGGAAAGAGUCCAGCAGCGCCCCCUGCUGGAGGAUCACCAGCUGCUCUCAGGAGCUCUGAUAGACCAGGCCAAACACCUGGGCAACCUGACCUUCAACAUCUGGAACAAGAUGAAGGACAUGGUCUCCUACAGUCCUGUGGUUCUGGACCCAAACACUGCUCAUCCAGAACUGAUCCUGUCUGAAGAUCUGACCAGUGUGAGACUAGGAGAGGAACAGCAGCUUCCUGACAAUCCAGAGAGAUUUGAUUAUUACCGCUCUGUCCUGGGCUCUGAGGGUUUUAACUCAGGGACUCACAGCUGGGAUGUCGAGGUUGGAGACAGUACAUACUGGGAACUGGGUGUGUUAGCAGAGUCUGUCCAGAGGAAGGGAUUCAUACAGUCUGGAUUAUGGAGAAUAUGGCUGUAUAAAGGUAACUACUUUGAACUCUCACCAUCAGCUUCAUCCACUGUUCUCUCAGUUAAGAAGAAGCUCCAGAGGAUCAGAGUGAAUCUGGACUGGAACAGAGGAAAGUUGUCGUUCUCUGAUCCUGAUACUAACACACACAUACACACCUUCACACACACUUUCACUGAGAAGAUGUUUCCAUACUUUGACACUUGGGAUGAACCUCCAGUGAAGAUCUUACCAGUGAAGGUCUCUGUGACUGUGGAACAGAUCAGUCAGAGAUAAAGAGGAUGAUCCGAUUUCUUAAGGGGAAAAGUCAGCCAAUUUAACCUCCAGAUGAUAAGAUGAAGGUUUCCUGAGAACCGCUCAUCCACAACACUUCACAGUCAUCAGUGCACUUCAUUGGGUCCUCAGCAAUACAGAUGAGAGAUUGUCAAGGAAAUCAAAGGACGGACAGACAGAGAUUCCUCCAUUUAUAGUUAGAUUUACUGACGUUUUUGUGCUUUGAGAUAAUGCCUUGAAGUCUUGUAGCUUUAAGAGUGAUUUGGUGAAUAAUUGGUUAUUUUAUCUCAAGCUAACUAUCUUUGUGUUCUAAUUUAAAGUGUUUUAUUUUCAUGUUUGAUUUUUAUGCAGCAGUUUCAUAAAUUACUGACGUCUUGACUGUAGAAAUGAAAUGUGAGGGAAAGCUGUCAAACAGAAUUACAGCUGUCACUGAUGAUGAGCUCUGAAAAAUAUCAAGUGUGGAGCUUUUAUUUAGAAGGAUAUCACAGGAAGAAACUUUUACAUUUGAAGUAUUUUAUCUUGAGGAAAUUGUUUACCUA